UAAUUACCAUAACGAAUCUCUUUUCUUAUGAACUCAGAGUUGACGAAAAAAGGAAAUCAACUGACACUGACCAGAUGCAUUUUUAAUCAUAUAUUUGACAUUUGUUUAUCGCACCUUAUAUUUAAUAUCAUUUUUAUACUUUUUAUUUUGUUAGUUAUUUUAAUGACAUCACCUGAGAACUCUUGUGUGUUUCGGGGCGACAGUGGGUACGAUGACUCCAAGAAUAUCUCUGCGAAGACUAGCAACCCCAACACGACCAGGACCAUCAGCUCGGAGGCCUAUGACUUCUGUGGAGAGCCGCUGAUUGCCCAGCACCUGACCUUGGACUUCACCCCCGUCCAGGGGUUGGAUAGCGACGCGGUGGCCAGGAAAGUCUGCUCAUUCUGGGAAUUUAUUCAUGGCACGCCUAGUAUACAGGAUUUGAAAAUGAAACCGGAACCAGAGGAAGUGAAACUAUUGACAAAGAAGUCAACAUGUGCCCACAUGAAGGCCGUAGACCUUCAUUCAGAUUCUGAAAGUACAGACAGCAGACACCAUAAAAAAGCAAUUGAGUUUAUCAAAUUCUCUAACCAAAGAGGUAUGCUUGACGGCACUCGAUUACCAAAGUCAAUGUCUCAUUACACUGUAGGCAGUGACUAUUUUCUCGGCGAACGUGAGACCAAGGAAGAUAAAAAAGCACAUGUGUGUACGUGCUCCAGUAAAAAGUCAACCUGUUGCACGUACCCCAAGAAGACUAAAGCUGGACCGACCAAGACAAUCAAGGAUUGGGAAACUAAACAUCCGAAAUCGAUGAAACCGCCUGGCCAUGCACCAUCCCUACAGCAUGCUAUCUUGCAGAGACCAGUUGCCAAUUGACCUUGAAUGUUUACAGUUUUUUUUAACCUUAAAUGAUUCUAUUCCCUAGAUAUAUUAUGUUUUAACUUUUACUAAAUAUAUGGCGUGUUCGUGAAACCUGUCUAAGCGCCUGUCAUGUGCCCGUUGUUGGGCAUUUCCGAUAUUAUACCGUGAAUAUAUUAUAGCCGUUCUGAUGGUUAAUAAUAGUUAUCUCACGAUAGUUUUAUACUAAAAUAUUUAGUUUUGUUAAUUAUGUUUAUUAAUAAAUGUAUUUUGAAUA
Molecule: messenger RNA, 1114 nt
Organism: Trichoplusia ni (cabbage looper)
Lineage: Eukaryota; Metazoa; Arthropoda; Insecta; Lepidoptera; Noctuidae
Exons: 5
Coding region: 28-855 (275 amino acids)
Source: RefSeq, a predicted model, not a curated record